Messenger RNA from Archocentrus centrarchus (flier cichlid), 3761 nucleotides. It is a transcript of the gene clcn2b, whose product is annotated as chloride channel, voltage-sensitive 2b. The record is from RefSeq and is a predicted model, not a curated record. Gene Ontology annotation, molecular function: voltage-gated chloride channel activity. Gene Ontology annotation, biological process: transmembrane transport; chloride transport. The transcript has 24 exons. Lineage: Eukaryota; Metazoa; Chordata; Actinopteri; Cichliformes; Cichlidae. The coding region runs from base 125 to 2821 and encodes 898 amino acids. Gene Ontology annotation, cellular component: plasma membrane.
GUUCUCUUUGUGAACUCCUUAAUAGACACUAAAGUCAAUCCAGCGCUUUAAUCAGUGAGCACACAGAGAGCGAUAACGCUGUCGGGGUUUCCUCUCGCUUGCGACCUGAAACUCGAGCUGAACCAUGGCAGGAGACGGGUCAGAUCAGCGGGCGCUGCAGUAUGAACAAACUCUUAUGUAUGGGCGCUACACCCAGGAGCUCGGGGUGUAUGCCAAAGAGGAGGCCGCUCGGCUGAGGGAGAGUGGGCAGAGGCGAUCGGUCACCGAGAGAAGCCGGACACUGGACCUGCUAGAGUACGACAAAGGACGCUGUGCCAAGUGUCGCAUCUGCACAGUUCGCUGUCAGAAGUUCCUGAUCUCGCGGGUUGGGGAGGACUGGAUCUUCCUCAUCCUGCUGGGACUCCUCAUGGCCCUGGUCAGCUGGGUAGUGGACUUCUGCAUUGCCAUCUGCUUACAAGCACAGAAAUGGAUGUACGGUGGUCUGGACAGUAAUGUGUUUCUGCAGUAUGUGGCCUGGGUCACCUACCCCAUUGUCCUCAUCACCUUUUCUGCAGGCUUCACCCAGAUCCUCGCCCCCCAGGCUGUUGGUUCAGGUAUUCCUGAGAUGAAGACCAUUCUGCGAGGAGUGGUGCUGAAAGAAUACCUCACCUUCAAAACUUUUGUGGCUAAAGUUAUCGGCCUUACCUGCGCCCUGGGCAGUGGCAUGCCCCUGGGCAAAGAGGGUCCCUUUGUACACAUUGCCAGUUUGUGUGCAGCUCUCCUCAGCAAGUUCAUGUCUCUGUUUGGAGGAAUCUAUGAGAAUGAGUCGAGGAACAUCGAGAUGCUGGCAGCAGCCUGUGCUGUGGGAGUUGGCUGCUGUUUUGCUGCCCCCAUAGGAGGUGUGCUGUUUAGUAUUGAAGUAACAUCCACAUUCUUUGCGGUGAGGAACUAUUGGAGAGGUUUCUUUGCUGCCACCUUCAGUGCCUUCAUCUUCAGAGUUUUAGCUGUUUGGAACAGAGAUGAAGAGACCAUCACGGCCCUUUUUAAAACCCGUUUCCGGCUAGACUUUCCCUUUGACCUACAGGAGCUUCCUGCCUUUGCUGUUAUUGGUAUUGCCAGUGGUUUUGGUGGGGCUUUGUUUGUCUACCUGAACCGACUGAUUGUCCAGUUCAUCAGGAAACAGAAGGUCAUCAACAAAUUUCUAAUGAAAAAACGGCUGCUGUAUCCAGCACUGGUCACUUUUGUCAUUUCUACACUCACAUUUCCUCCUGGCUUUGGACAGUUUAUGGCUGGAAGGCUGACCCAGAAAGAAGCUUUGGUGACAUUUCUGGACAACCGAACAUGGGCCAAACAGGGCAUCGCUGAGGAGUUUGACUACAUUGGAAAUGCACAAGCCUGGAGGCACCCGCAAGUCAACGUCUUUGUCACACUGGUCCUCUUCAUCAUAAUGAAGUUCUGGAUGUCUGCUUUGGCCAUCACCAUCCCAGUACCCUCUGGAGCCUUCAUGCCAGUAUUUGUCAUUGGGGCCGCCUUUGGUCGUCUGGUUGGAGAAAGCAUGGCAGCCUGGUUCCCAGAUGGCAUUCACACAGAUGGUACCAUCUACCCCAUAGUGCCAGGAGGUUACGCCGUUGUGGGUGCUGCAGCCUUGUCAGGAGCAGUCACCCACACAGUCUCCACCGCAGUCAUUGUGUUUGAGCUGACUGGCCAGAUCUCCCACAUCCUACCGGUGAUGAUAGCAGUGAUCCUGGCCAACGCCGUGGCCCAGUCCCUGCAGCCCUCCCUCUACGACUCCAUCAUCAGGAUCAAGAAGCUUCCCUACCUCCCAGAGCUGGGCUGGGGUCACCACGAGAAGUAUAAUAUUCGUGUGGAGGACAUUAUGGUGCGUGACGUGCGGUACAUCACACUCAACUGCUGCUACAGAGACCUGCAUAACGUCCUGCUGACGGGCCAACUCAAGACUCUGGCACUGGUGGAAUCAGCUGAGUCAAUGAUCCUGUUGGGUUCCAUCGAGCGUGCCCAGCUCCAGUCACUGCUCUCACAGCAGCUCGGCCGCGCCAGACGUCUGCAGUACAUCAGGGAGCGGGCUGCUGAGGAGAAGAAACGCCUGUCCAUUGUGUCGAACUCAGCCAGCGAUGACAACAGCAACCAGCGGACCAGCCAGGAAGUUCGCUUCCAGAUCUCUACCGAGGAGUCAUCCUUCAGUCCCACUCGUCCAAUACUUCAAAAGCCCCUCAAACCUGCUCUGAAGAGACCCUCUGUGGUGGAGCGACCCACCGAGCUUCCCAUCGGCCCUCAAGAUAAUUCAGGCAUUGCAUUGAAGAACCUUUUCUGUUCCAGUCCAGACGCAGAAGCCCUAGAGAGCCUAACAUCUCCUGAAAUCACAAGGCCAUCCAAACGAGUCCGGAUAUCAGUUGUGGAUGAUGGAGAUGUGGAAGAUGACAUGACCAUUGGAGAGAUUGCAGAGUGGGAGGAGAGGCAGCUUGAUGAGCAGGUCAACUUCAACAACUGCAAGAUCGACCCCGCCCCGUUCCAGCUGGUGGAGCGCACAUCACUGCAUAAGACCCACACCAUCUUCUCCCUGCUGGGCCUCGACCACGCCUACGUCACCAGCAUCGGACGCCUUAUCGGCGUGGUUUCCCUCAAAGAACUCCGUAAAGCCAUUGAGGGCUCAGUGACUGUGAAAGGUGUGAAGGUGCGCCCCCCUCUGGCCAGUUUCCGAGACAGCGGCACGAGCAGCAGCGAGAAUGAAACCACUGAGCUCCACAAGCUGUGGGACCGCCACAAGAGCAUGUCGCUGCCACGCGAAAGCACCCCCUCUGAGUCCGAAGAGAAGUCCCAGUAAGGGGAAAGUCAAUGAGGAAGAAGAGGAGCAGGAGGAAGAUGAAGCAAUGCGGUCUUUAAUCUCCCAAAGCUACAAACAUGCAAAAAUCCUCAGGGCUCAGGAUCAAUAUCUAAUUCUGAAAAGAGUUCUACUGCUAGGCCAGCCUCCUCUUCAUCUCUCACCUCGCCUGCUCCUUCCUUCUUUGCCAACUCCUGUUUUUCCCAGACCACUGAGUGUUUUCUCCAGGAGCCUUGCACUGACCCAGGGAGACACUCCACAGGAGUGAAACAAAACCUGUGCCCUGCUCUCCAUUUACCCUUGGGAACCCACAACAGAGCAAAUGUGGAUUAGGGUUACUGGGACUGGGUUAAACAUUAUUUAAAGGGAUUUUUUUUUUUUUUUUUUUUAGCAUACUUUGUUUAUCUUGUGUAUCUUUUGAUUUGGGAUCAAAGGUUUGACCUGCAGAAAUAAUCUUUUGAAUGAGUCUUCCAGUUAAGUAGAGAAAUUCAACAGUGGUGACAAGGAAGAAUACUGUAAUGUAUGCAUGUGUCCUUUGAAAGUGUGUGUGUAUGAAAUAAGAAAAUGUGAGUGUGCAUGAAGAGGGAGGUAGCAAAACGACUAUAUCCUAUAGGAUUUUUUUUAUUGUCAUAUUUCGGUCUUUGUUUUUCUGCUUGAAUGAUUUUCUGUCUGAUCAGGUGGUCUGGGUCUGACUGGAAUUUGCCAUUUCUUUAUAAAUUACACUACAGUUUGUCCAGUAGAAGACUCAUAAGGGGACAGAUGCCUUAGCUUUCUGUGUUUUCUUCUUUCCAUUCCCCCUCUUUUCCUCCUCACUACGAGUCUUAAUGGUCAGGUUGAGAGCACAGCCUAUGCAAGCAGACAUGCCUGUUGGCAGUGACAGAGUCACCUGUAGCCCUUUUCAUAAUGUCCUCUCAUAUUGUAGCCACAGCCUUCACAGACACAU